AUGGAAACUCACAACCAAGAGGCCCUUGACCGCUAUCAGCUCCAAGUCGUCGUUGUGGGAGCUGGAAUCGGUGGUCUCGCGUGUGCCAUUGCUUGUCGAAGAGCAAAUCCACCGCUGGCCGUCACCGUUGUUGAGCGGGCCCCAGAGAUCCUUACAAUCGGCGCAGGUAUCCAUAUUCCUCCAAACGCCUGCAGAAUCGUCACGCAUCUCGGGUUAUUAGAAGAGUUGAAACAGGCGAAGGCGUAUUCUGUUGAAGGGUUUACUUUAAGAAGGUACAAAGAUGGCAGUGUCAUUGUCGAAAAACCAAUGGGAGAAAGAAUGGAACGAGAAUAUGGUGCAGAAUGGCUAGCUAUUCACCGAGGAGACUACCAGAACGUCUUGUUAGAGGCUGCUCGAAAAAACGGCGCAAAAAUCAUUACCAAUGCGGAAGUAAUUGGCAUCGAACAAGGCACUGGAGAAGCUCUAGGGAAGCAGAUUGUUCUGCUGAAGGACGGAAAUCGGAUAAUAGCAGAUGUUGUGGUUGGCGCCGACGGUCUCUGGUCUGGAACUCGAGAGUUUGUCUUGGGCCGACCCAUGCCGCCUGUUGAAACUGGUGAUCUUGCAUAUCGAGGAACCUUCAGUCGAGAACAACUGAAAGGUUUCCAGGACAAGAGGGUUGACGAACUUAUCGAAGCAUCAAAUGUCCAAGUUUGGCUGGGUUCGGGAAGGCAUGCGGUGUUUUAUCCACUAAGAGACAAGACAGAGUACAACCUGGUGUUGAUUUGUGCGGACAAUCUCCCUGAAGGCGUUCGGGCGUCGCAAGGAAGUCUUGAAGAAAUGGUAGCCAACUUCGAAGGCUGGGAUCCAAGCUUGAACACCAUCAUUUCAUGCUUGAAAUCUGCGUUGAAAUGGAAGCUUCUUCAUUUUCAAGAGCUCGAUCAGUGGACAAAGGGCCCGGUCGUUUUGCUCGGCGACGCUUCCCAUCCUACCCUGCCGUACCAGGGCCAGGGGGCUGCGAUGGCUGUUGAAGACGGUGCCGUCUUGGGACUUCUUCUCUCCCGAUUACAGAAUAGCGGCAUUUCGCUCGCCCCGGAGGAGAGGGCCGCACAAUUGGCCGAUCUGCUCCAUUUAUAUGAAGAUUUGAGGAAGAAGAGAACGGAAGUCAAUGUAGCUGGUGCCGUGCAUACGCGGCAUUUCUAUCAUUUAUCCGAUGGAGAUGAGCAAGUCAAACGAGACCAAGAUUUGGCUCGGCUUCCAGCAUCUGGUUGGCAAGGCGCCUGUAGUUUCAAUUGGGGAGAUGCUGCUUAUCAGAAAAGCUUGUUAGGAUUUGACGUUCUCGCAGACGCAGAGAGAAAUUUCGACGACUGGCUGUGCAGAGGGUACACUAGCAGGAGGAAAGCCAUGAAGGCAACAGGACUGUUAUGA
Molecule: messenger RNA, 1404 nt
Organism: Cladophialophora psammophila CBS 110553
Lineage: Eukaryota; Fungi; Ascomycota; Eurotiomycetes; Chaetothyriales; Herpotrichiellaceae
Exons: 7
Coding region: 1-1404 (467 amino acids)
Biological process (GO): secondary metabolite biosynthetic process
Molecular function (GO): FAD binding; monooxygenase activity
Source: RefSeq, a predicted model, not a curated record